Messenger RNA from Symbiodinium necroappetens, 363 nucleotides. Lineage: Eukaryota; Dinophyceae; Suessiales; Symbiodiniaceae. The record is from the annotation of a GenBank genome assembly.
AUGAAGCUGGUGCCGUUGUUGCCGACGGUGGCGCCGGACCAUGCGCCCUACCGCGGCUACAAGGUGGGUGAGACGAUUCAUGACCACGACAUUGCGCUUAGCUAUGUCUUGGACCAUUAUUCCUAUGCUUUGCCCUCCUAUCACGAGCUGUCGAAGAAACAGCAGGACUCCAUCCGUUUCACCCAAUGCAAGAUGGAGUACAACAUGGGCUGGCUGGUUCAGGCCGAGGGCAUCGGGACACGUUUUGCAUCGCUUUGCGCUGUGCGGCUCUGUGGCUGUGCAAGAUGGAAGCAUCAUUCGUUGUUUGGGCUCCGCAGUCCUCGGAGAGGGUGUGAGCAAGGCGCCGCACCGGCCGCACCUUGA